AUGAUACCAGUUGUAAAAGCAGGAGAUGUUAUAGAGUCAACAGAGACUAUCAUCAAACAAGGAGCCUUUAAACAAAAGAAUAGUUUAUUCUCAUCAUGGAAAGUACAUUCCUACAUGUUUGAUGGUAAUUGUGUUUACAGAGUGAAACAUCAUCCUUCGAGUGGAAAAGUUGAGGUGAGAGAAGUAUUUCCACUCAACACCAAUGACAAUAUUGAAAGAUAUGAUAUUGUCGUUACCCAAAUAAUUUCUUCCGAUGAUAUGACCGGAAAGAAGAACACAAUAGGUUUCUUCUUUGAUGAAAAUCCAAAUAAGAAUAUUUCAAGGACACCAAAAAUCGACGAUGAGCAUGCAGCCAAAAUUAUAGAGGAAAUGGAUGAGUUUUUAAACGAGAAACAACACCCAACAACAACAGCAAAAUCAUCAUCAACAAUAGAUAAAAAGAAACUGUCACCAAGGUUUCUUAUGGCAACAUCAGCAGAAGAAAAGAAAUUGUGGAUGAAUCUUCUUAACCAAUACUUGCAGAAAAAACCUCAAGUACCAACAGCUUCAGAUGCUCUCAAUAAUCCAACAUCAACCCAAGCAAAUGCCAUUUUAUCAACUAUUGAGGCCAUGAUUGAUAUUGUUAUUGUGAGUGAUGCUUAUGGAACUAUAACAGCUUACAAUACACAAGCAGAGAGCUUUUUUGGAUAUAAGAAAAAAGAUAUUAUUGGAAAGGAUAUCAAAAUCCUAAUGCCUUUCGAAGUUGCUAAAAAUCACGAUGAAUUUAUGCAAAGGUUUAGAAAAACUGGAAACAAACAUUUGAUUGGUAAACCUCGUGCUCUUCCUGCCAAAUUAUCUAAUGGUCAAGUGGCAGAAGUAAGAUUGUCUCUUGGAGAAAUUCCAGGCAGUACUGAUAGAGACAAGUACAGAUUUAUGGGUGUUAUGAGAAGACAAAUUCAAACACCAAAAACUCCAUCAGAACCAUCAACACCACAAGGAAGUUCUCCACCAUCGCCCUUUUCAUCUUCUCAAAUACCAACAAAUAGUAACAAUAGAUCUGGAAAUAGAUUAAUGUCACCUAAUAGCACCUCCUCUUCACAUGCAGAGGCUGAUGUGAUUCAACAACGUCUCAAUGUACCUUACUCAGUGGAUGAGGUUAAGGUAUCUAAAAGUAGUGAAAUUAAUCAAGAAAUAUUCGAAGCUCAUCAUCAUAUCUAUGAUUUAUACAAAUCCAUUCAUGGAACUCUUCAAAAGUAUGGUCAUAGUGUAAAUUCCAGCUUUAAAAAGGAUUAUUCUUCUUUGGAAAAGAAAUUUCACAUUCUAGAGGAAAAGAUGAAACAUUUGGAAAAAUCUAACAGCCACAUGCUUGCAAAUAUUCAUCAUCAAAAGAAAGUUAUUGAUUUUCUUGAAUUGAAAACAGAUACUUUAUAUAAGGAAAGGAAGGAAAUCAAGAAUCGAGAACCAGAGUUAAAGACCUCAUCCUCAUCUUCUGCCCUAUUUAAUACACCUCUUCAAAAAACUUCAGGUCAAAAAUACAAAGUACCAACAGAUACAACUCUUUUGGAUGUUAUUAAAGGAGGCUCUCAAUCAGAUUUGGCAGUUCUUUCACCAAGAACAAAUAAUUUCAUGAUUAGUCUUGCUAAUCUUGCUGGAGCUGAGCAAUCAGAGUUUAAGGAUGUACUUCAAAACGAUUACGCUCUCAAAUAUUUCAUGAAAUUUGCAAGCAAAGAACUCUCACUGGAAAAUGUGAAAUUGUAUAUUUAUUUGACAAGGUUUUAUUUACCUGAAGCUAAGGUUGAUUUGAAAAAAUCCAAGAUUAUGAGACAGUAUGUGAUAGAUACAUUUAUUAUUCAUGGUGCUCCUUUUGAAGUCAAUUUAUCUUCAGUUCAAAGAAAAAAGCUCCUUGAUAAAUACUAUAAACUUAGAGAUUACGAGAUGGAAAAAGAAAGAGAAGAAAAGCAAUAUAUGGAAGAUUAUAUUCAUAGAACUUCAUAUCCACAACAUAGAAAGGCCAGCACACACUCAAAUGGCGACGAACAUGAUGAGGAUGCCCUAUCUGAUGGAAGUGACUCUGAAAUGGAAGUAUUGUUUCUGGAUAAUGACAGUCAUCAUGGAGGAAAAUGCAAAUCAAAGAAUCCAAGUACUUCAAGUACUGGAAGUGAUGAUAAUUCCAAAUCUGACCCUUAUGGAAGUAAUGUAACGAGUGAAGGAAGCAACUCGAGUUCAACCGGUGACAAUACAGAAGAUGAUUUGGCAACAUCUCAUGAUAUGGAUGAGGAUGGCCUUGAAGAUAUGAGUUUCCACGAAGAUCAUACCUUCCUUAAAAGUAAUAGAAGAAAGAGUGAUUCCUACUUGCAAUCUGAAAUAUCAGAUCAAGUUAACAAAACAUCACCAACACUAGCAAGCUUAAUGUACGAUUUGGAAGAAGGAGAAAAAUUCUUUGAUGAUCUUCUCAUCCAAGUAAAGGGAGUCAUGAUGGAUACAUACAGCAGAUUCCUCAGAUCAGAAGAAUAUAAGGAAAUGAAAGAGGAAGUAAGGCGAGUUCACAAAUCAGAGAUGGAAAUUGUCAAACUCAAACUCAAUUCAACAAUUGAGAAAUAACAACAUCACUUGAUUUCG
Molecule: messenger RNA, 2598 nt
Organism: Naegleria gruberi
Lineage: Eukaryota; Heterolobosea; Eutetramitea; Acrasida; Naegleriidae
Exons: 1
Coding region: 1-2580 (859 amino acids)
Biological process (GO): regulation of DNA-templated transcription
Source: RefSeq, a predicted model, not a curated record